AUAGAAUCAUUAAGAACCAAAACUCAGCUCUAUAAAUAGAGCUUAAUUAUAGUAAUUAAUUAUCAUAUUCAACAAAGUGUAAAAGCCUAUAUAGAUUAUACCUUUAUAGUCUAAACAUGGAGAAGCUUAAGAGUUUUAGGCAUCUUAACAACAAUAUAGAUUUGGUUCUAAAUGAGGAAAAUAGCAUAGAAUUGCUAGGAGCUCAAGGCCACAUAUGGAACCAAAUUUUCAAUUUCAUCAACUCCAUGUCCUUAAAAUGUGCCAUUCAAUUAGGUAUUCCAGAUAUCGUCAACAACUAUAGAAAACCCAUGACCAUUUCUCAACUCGUACUUGCACUCCCCAUAAACCAAAAAAAAUCCCCUUGUGUCUAUCGCCUCAUGCGAAUUUUGAUCCACUCUGGCUUUUUUGCUCUGCAAAAAGUCGAAGGAGGAGGAGAAGGAGAAGAAGAAGAAGGCUAUGUUAUAACUGACGCUUCCAAAUUACUACUAAAGGACAAUCCUAUGAGUGUCACACCCUUCUUGCUGUCCAUGCUCGACCCUGUGAUGACUAAACCCUGGGAUUUUCUCAGCAACUGGUUCCAAAACGAUGAUCCUACACCGUUUGACACAGCUAAUGGGAUGACGUUUUGGGAUUAUGGUAGCCAUCAGCCAAAUCUAGCGCGAUUCUUCAACGAUGCCAUGGCUAGCGAUGCACGAUUGGUGACGAGCGUUGUGAUCGAAAAGUGUAAAUGGGUGUUUGAGGGAGUGGAAUCAUUGGUUGAUGUCGGUGGAGGGACCGGGACUGUGGCCACAUCGAUUGCGACUAAUUUUCCCCAAAUUCAGUGUACAGUUUUGGAUUUACCACAUGUUGUAGCUGAUUUACAAGGUGGGAAUAACCUCAAUUUUGUUGGGGGAGACAUGUUUGUUGAAGUUCCUACAGCUGAAGUAGUUUUGUUGAAGUGGAUAUUACAUGAUUGGAAUGACGAAGAAAGCGUGAAAAUUUUAAAAAAAUGCAAAGAGGCCAUAAUGAAGAGCAAAAAGAAAGGAGGGAAAGUAAUCAUAAUAGACAUGAAGGUCGAAAAUGAAAAAGAUGAAGAUGACGAAUCUUAUGAAACUCAACUCUUUUUCGACAUGUUGAUGAUGACUUUGCUCACUGGAAAAGAAAGGAAUGAGAAAGAAUGGGCUAAGCUCUUUAAAGAUGCCGGUUUUUCUGAUUAUAAGAUUACGCCUAUUUUGGGUUUAAGAUCUGUUAUUGAGGUUUAUCCAUAAUUAAUUAAUUAUACUUAAGAUUAAGUAUUAUUAAUGGUUGUGUUGUUUGUAAGCUAUUUCUCUAUUAUUAUUGGUAUAUUGUAAUAAGGAAACAUAAUUAACAUAUGAGUAAUUAUGUAAGCCAAAAAUAAUAAGAUAUAUAUAUCGAUGAGGCUCAUCAUAUGCUUUUAAUAUUACAAGUUGAAGAAUUAUUAAUAAAAUAAAAAUGUGUUUGAAUUUUUAGUUAUGAUUGAUGCACCAUUUUUUUCAUAAUUAGUAAAACUUUUACCACU
Messenger RNA from Cannabis sativa, 1519 nucleotides. RefSeq names its product probable O-methyltransferase 3. Gene Ontology annotation, molecular function: protein dimerization activity; S-adenosylmethionine-dependent methyltransferase activity; O-methyltransferase activity. NCBI's taxonomy places the organism in Eukaryota, Viridiplantae, Streptophyta, Magnoliopsida, Rosales, Cannabaceae. Gene Ontology annotation, biological process: methylation. The transcript has 2 exons. The coding region runs from base 117 to 1247 and encodes 376 amino acids. The record is from RefSeq and is a predicted model, not a curated record.